UGCGUAUGUUCUCUCUCUCUUUCUUUCUCUGAUGAAAUUUACAGGCUUUGCUUUUCUGAAUGACACUGCAAAAAGAUAAGUUUCAAACGGAGCUUCCCUUCUGACAUUUCCAUCCUGCAAGACCUUAUGAACAUGAUACAUCAAACCCACAAAAUAUAUACAUACACACAUUUGUAUCUAUAUGUUUUACACACACUAGUGUGUGUAUUGUUUCUGUAAUGUUAUCAGUCAUCAAUGCAAAGGACACCAACUAAUACAGUAGCCCUUUCAAACGCACCUGCUCACUCACAUGUACUCUAAAAUUACUUUUCUCUCUUUCUCUCUCUAGAUUUAGGCCGUAACUUUCUCUCUCUAAAAGGGAUAAGACAGAAAGAGAGAGAGAAAAAGAGACGGCGGAUCUGGUGGUGGUGUUGGUGGAAACAAGGGAUGAUUGAAGAAGGGUAUGGAGGUGGAUGAAAUUGAACGACAGGUGAGUAAGUUUCAAAGGAUUGGUUCUAAUGGUGAUAAUUCUUCAAAUCCUCAUAAAAUAGCAACUCUGAGAGGGAAUUUGGAUUUACGAAACCAUGAGCAUCGGUUUCCCGAUGAGAAUGGUGGCGUUGGCGGGAGGCUUUGUGGGUGGCCGGCGUCUCGAAUCGUUAGGGUUUCUAGGGCUUCGGGUGGGAAGGAUAGACAUAGUAAGGUUUUGACAUCGAAAGGGUUGAGAGACCGCCGUGUACGGCUGUCGGUAACGACAGCCAUCCAGUUUUACGAUCUACAGGACCGAUUAGGUUAUGAUCAGCCGAGUAAAGCGGUGGAGUGGUUGAUUAAGGCGGCGUCGGGUUCUAUCGCUGAGCUUCCAUCUCUUGAUCCGUCGUUUACCGGUGCCGACGGCCAUAACCAGCACCACCACAACGACCAUAACAACCAGCAUCAGAAGCAGCUGAGCGACGAGAAGAAAUCCACGGGACACGACGCCGAAUUUGAAGAUCCGAACUACCAGAACCACCACGAGCAGAAUAACAAUAAUAAUAAUAAUAACAAUGUUUCGUUAUCGAAAUCGUCGGCUUGUAGUAGCACAUCGGAGACCAGUAAAGGUUCUGGACUUUCGUUAUCUCGAUCUGAAAAUCGGGUCAGAGCUCGAGAACGAGCUCGAGAAAUGGCGGCGAAGAAGGAAAAGGAAAAGGACACUGAUCCCGUUAGGGCUUCUGUUGUGACUCAAGUUAACGGUAUUGCUCAUAACUCAUCGUUUACGGAUCUCCUCACCGGCGGGAUUAACAGCAACACCGUUAGUCCGAACCCAGCGGCGACUCCCGAAUCCAGAAUGCAGUGGACAACUCCAAUGGAUUACUUCUUCAACCGUCCACCACAGUCUUCACCCCAAAUAAUCCAAAUGCCACAGUUCAACAUCGCCGCCGUAGACAACCACCCGCAGCAGCACCAUUUCUCUUUCCUUCAAGAAAAUUUUGCUCCGGUUGUGACGACUAGUGGCGGCGACGGUGGCGGAGAAAGCUAUAACUUAAAUUUCUCCAUUGCAGCAUCGUCUUCCGGCGGCGGUAUUGCUCCGGGUUUCAAUAGGGGGACCCUUCAGUCCAAUUUAUUAUCUAUUUUGCCUCAUCACCACCACCACUUUCAGAGGUUUCAGUCGCCAUCUAUGGUGGAUGGAUCCACAUCUACAAACUUCCCGUUCUUUAUAGCUCCAACCAUCGGCUCCGGAGCUCCUGAACAUUUCCCGGCAACAGGGUAUGACUCCCAACGCCGACAACUAUACGGUGGAGCAGAUGGUGGAGCUCGUCACUCUGAUCAUCACAAGGAAAAGUCAAAGAACUAAGUCUUCUCCAUCUCUGAAGAGAAGAGAGAGGAGGGAGUAUGAUCAGUAAAUCCAUGGUGAUGGGUUGUUAUUGCAAGCAAAUGGAUAUGUAUGUGUUGUGUGUACAAGUAAUAGUGUUUGUGAGGAAUUAAUUAAGGCAUGAGAAUGGAACAUUAAUUCGUUUUUGAUUUUGUGUUGUUGUAUUUGAUUAAUUUAAAGCUUUUGAUCAAGGCCUUAAUUGUAUGCUGUUAAUUCUUCGCUUUUAAAUGUGAUUAUUAUUAUUAUUAUUA
This is a messenger RNA of Lactuca sativa (garden lettuce), 2076 nucleotides long. It is a transcript of the gene TCP2, whose product is annotated as TEOSINTE BRANCHED 1, cycloidea and PCF transcription factor 2. The record is from RefSeq and is a predicted model, not a curated record. Gene Ontology annotation, biological process: regulation of secondary shoot formation. Gene Ontology annotation, cellular component: nucleus. Gene Ontology annotation, molecular function: sequence-specific DNA binding; DNA-binding transcription factor activity. Lineage: Eukaryota; Viridiplantae; Streptophyta; Magnoliopsida; Asterales; Asteraceae.